UGUAGUAGGGGAGCGCUGUUCUCCUGUUACACGGGUAAACCGAGGACCCUGGGCAUUAAACAGGCAUCCCACAUUCUGAAGAAAACACUCCUUUUUCCCAAAUCAGUCUAUCCUCAAGGAGAGAAUAACGGAAAGACGACAUAAAAAAUCAUCCAGGUGCCGAGGGUUUUGAACUCCAAAAACUGCUCAGCUACAUGCUAAGUGUCCUUCCCUGACAUCUCUUUGUCACAGUAAGUGUUCGCUCCAGCACAGAUCUCAUCAACAUGGACGAGGGCUACAGAGACCGAACGGCCUUCAUCAAGGGCGCCAAGGACAUUGCCAAAGAAGUGAAGCGGCAUGCAGGGAAGAAAGUGGGCCGUCACGUGGACCGCGUGGCUGACGAGUACACCAAACGCUCGUACACGCGCUUCGAGGAGGACGACGAUGACGAUGAUUACCCCGUGCAGGCCCAAGACGGGAGCUACUACCGCAGCAACAGCCGUGCCAACGACGACGAUGAUGCCGCACACAGUGACUCCACCGAGGGCCACGACGAGGACGAUGAGAUCUACGAGGGGGAGUACCAGGGCAUCCCGAGACAGGACUCAGCAGGCAAGGCGGACGGCCAGGCGGGCGGAGCUGCACAGGUGCAGCAACGCGACAUGGCGCAGUAUGAGGCCGAGAGGCGCAAGGACCAGGAGGAGCUGGCGCAGCAAUACGAGACCAUCCUGCAAGAGUGUGGCCACGGACGCUUCCAGUGGUCGCUUUACUUCGUCCUGGGGCUGGCACUCAUGGCCGACGGCGUGGAAAUCUUCGUCGUGGGCUUCGUGUUGCCCAGCGCUGAGAAGGACAUGUGCCUUUCGGAGCCAAACAAGGGCAUGCUGGGACUCAUUGUCUACCUGGGCAUGAUGGUAGGUGCUUUUGUGUGGGGCGGCCUGGCUGAUCGGAUCGGUCGCAGGCAGACUCUGCUCAUCUCUCUGUCCAUCAACAGCGUCUUUGCUUUCUUCUCCUCAUUUGUCCAAGGAUACAGCUCCUUCCUGUUCUGCCGCCUACUCUCUGGUGUUGGAAUUGGAGGGUCCAUCCCUAUAGUCUUCUCAUACUACUCUGAGUUUUUGGCUCAGGAGAAGCGUGGUGAACAUUUAAGCUGGCUCUGCAUGUUCUGGAUGAUCGGGGGUAUCUAUGCUUCAGCCAUGGCCUGGGCCAUCAUCCCCCAUUACGGCUGGAGUUUCCAGAUGGGCUCAGCCUACCAGUUCCACAGCUGGAGAGUCUUUGUUUUGGUGUGCGCUUUGCCCUCGGUGGCUGCCAUCGCUGCUCUCAACACCAUGCCGGAAAGUCCACGCUUCUACCUGGAGGUCAAACGGAAACACGAUGAAGCCUGGAUGAUCCUGAAACAAGUUCAUGACACCAACAUGAGGGCCAAGGGCUACCCCGAGAGGGUCUUCUCAGUGACCACCAUUAAGACCGUGAAGCAGUUGGAUGAACUGGUGGAUAUGGGAGAUGAUACCACAGCCUGGCACCAGCGCUGGAAGCUCAAGCUUGUUAAUCUGUUUCAUCAGGUUUGGAGCAACUUCUUGACUGUUUUCAAUCCAGAGUACCGCCGUGUCACCUACAUGAUGAUGGCAGUCUGGUUCUCCAUGUCGUUCAGCUACUACGGCCUGACUGUGUGGUUCCCUGACAUGAUCAAAUACCUGCAAAAGCAGGAGUACAACUCACGCACUAAAGUCUUCCUCAAGCAGAAAGUGGAGCACAUGACCUUCAACUUCACCUUGGAGAACCAGAUCCAUCGUGAGGGAGAGUACUUCAACACCAAGUUUUUGAAUCUCAAGAUGAAGUCCAUGGUAUUCGAAGACUCCCUGUUUGAAGAGUGUUACUUUGAGGACAUCACCUCCACCAACACCUUCUUCAAGAACUGCACUUUCAUCGCUACCCUCUUCUACAACACAGAUUUGUUUAAGUACAGGCUGAUCAACAGCCGCCUCCUCAACAGCACCUUCCUGCAUAACAAAGAGGGCUGCCUUCUGGACUUCAGCGAUGAUAACAACGCCUACAUGAUCUACUUUGUCAGUUUUCUGGGCACUCUGGCUGUCCUGCCUGGGAACAUCGUGUCCGCUCUGCUCAUGGACAAAAUCGGACGCCUGAGGAUGCUGGCCGGCUCCAGCGUGAUCUCCUGUGUCAGCUGUUUCUUCCUGUCGUUUGGGAACAGCGAAUCGGCCAUGAUCGCCCUGCUCUGUCUGUUCGGGGGGAUCAGCAUUGCAUCUUGGAAUGCUUUGGAUGUUCUUACGGUAGAACUUUACCCAUCUGAUAAGAGAACUACAGCUUUCGGAUUCCUGAAUGCCCUGUGCAAGCUUGCCGCCGUGCUGGGGAUCAGCAUCUUCCAGUCGUUUGUGGGCAUCACCAAAGCCGUGCCCAUCCUGUUCGCCUCAGGCGCGUUGGCAACCGGCAGCUUCUUGGCCAUGAAGCUCCCGGAGACGAGGGGGCAGGUGCUUCAAUAGUGUGGCCUCCGUGCCAGCAGGUGGCAGCGUCGAAUUAGGGUGAAUCCCCCUGCAGUGUGAUCCCGAUCCCCAAAUCAAUCACACAUUUUGUCAGAUUUGGAUUUAUAGACGGUAAAAAUAUCCCCUUCAUAUUUAAAAAAAAAAAAAAACAACAAACAUCUUAAUCAUCAUCUCAUCCAUUCAUCAGAUCAAAUCAGAUCAGGUUUUACAUAAAACUUUCACAUUUGAUUUGACAUAUCUGUACCAUCAAGCGGCGCAGUCCUGACCCCGAUAAUCAGCAUACUUAGGGAGAACAGAGGUCAUGUGUGUGUGUGUGUGUGUGUGUGUGUGUGUGUGUGUGUGUGUGUGUGUGUAAACAACUGCCAUUUUAAACACAUUCCAGAUUGUUUUAUAGUUCGUGAAUUUGUUAACCAGCCAGUGAAGAGUUUUUUGCCCUUUAAUCUCGGUCCACGGCGUUACGGUGAGGUCAGCACGUGUCGUCAGUCAGUGGGUAGAUCUUUUCUGCACGAACAGUGUUUGCUCAGUGUUUGGUCCUGGUUGUCGUCGGUGUUUGUUGGUUGUCGUCGUUGUUUUUCUUCUGCUCACGAUGUCCUGAGAUUAGUUUUUUUUCACGAGCGACUGUUGAAAUCGCUUGAAAGGUCCAAGUAAAAAUACAUAUAUAUAACUAUCAUAGCUACCUACAGAAAGGAAUCUCUCAGAAAAAAUUGGUUUCACUGGAGGCAUUUGUGUACGAUAAACAUAAUGAAGAGUAGCAAAAUUAACAGUAUGAAAAAAUGUAAGGGCACCCCAUCGACAUCAUCUCCGGUCCAUGACGUGACGACCUACUGUGCAUUCACGUGAUUUGUGUUUCAGCCGUUCAGUAGUUACGACCCAUCGUUCUUUUCCUAGGGUUUUUGGAAAUUCACAAUUUCUCGAUGGAGAAAAAACAAAACAAAACAAAACAAUGUUUCCUAUUUUUCUUUUAUGGGGAAGAAAUGACAGAAAACCUGAGGGGGAAAAAAAACUGAUUUAGCACAAGAUGAUUAGAAAAGACUAUCAAAGCGUAAUAAAAGGUUUAGGUUUAUUUUGAAAACUGAUGUAAAUGCUGUAUUGAAUAUAAAUAUACAGUUACAGUCUGUCUGUCCUGAACACACUAAUAGCUCAUAUUCUAUAUAUAAAUAUUAUAAAUAUAUUUAAGAGGAAAAACAUUUCAGGUUCUGAAACCGGUUCAGUUUCCAGUAAAAUAGUACCAUAAUGUCUUAGAUUGGUUUUACUCGAUGUCUGUAUAUAUAUAUAUAUAUAUAUAUAUAUAUAUAUAUAUAUAUAUAUAUAUAUAUAUUUAUUUAUAUAUAUUUAUCAGUUUGCUAAGGUAAUAUUUUUAAGUAGACAAUAUUCAGACAGAACAAGUCAAUAGAAAUUGAAUCUGCGCAUCAUGGUCACAUCAGUGACGCAACUUUCCAUACGGUUUUUUUUUCCUGUUCUUUCGACCAUUAUAACGGUGAUCAUGAUGAUGCUGUACCUGUAGGUGUAUAUAUAUAUAUAUAUAUAUAUAUAUAUAUAUAUAUAUAUAUAUAUAUAUAUAUAUAUAUAUAUAUAUAUAUAAAUUUAUGUGUGUGUGUACAUGUGUGUGUGAAUGUGCUUGCAUGUGAAAACGUGAAACAAGUGUUCCACAGAUUUGCCUUUAUUUAUUAUUUAUUUAUAAAAGACUUUUUGGUUUUAUAGCAUUUUUUACUUUGGAUGUCUGUAACUUCAGGGGCAGGGUGAACUUUUCUUUUAAUCGUCGUUGACGUCGUCACAACAAAAAAAACCCCCGAAACUAUUAUAGAUUUAGAAGCUUUUAAUACAGAGAGAAUCUACGGAUCGUUUAGCAAAAAUCCAACAAACGAACAAUUAAAUAAAUACAAAAUAAAAUGCUUCGGUUUGCAGGUGACGCUCUUCUUCUUUACUGCCAUUUUGUAGGAUAGCAGCCAUAUUUUAGAUGCACUCAGUAUGAAAAACAUAAACUCUAUAAGAGAACUCUAAGAGGCUCUCCUUCAUUUUCUCAUCAAGCUCAUGCUAAAUUUCACGACGUCAUCGCAAACGAUUUUUGAAGCACAAUCUGAGAACAUCUCCAAUCUGCUCUUGACCAGAUCGCAUUAUAAUCUGCAGUUUCUACUUCCGCUCCUCUCUCUCUCUCUGAGCUUCAUCUACUGUUUCUAGUGCAAAAAGAAACAAACAAAAGCUUUUUUUUGUGGAUGCCAGUAUAAAUCCAGAGAGGAUUCACAUCGUCAUUUGUGACAGUGUUCAUCAGCAAGAACAAGAUGUGAUAGAUAUGAAGCUUGUGGGAGAAAGAAACACUCAGAGCCAGUAGUACUGAACUGUACCUUAUUGCUGCUUUACACUGGGAAUACACUCAUUUGCAAUUUGCAAUUUGUUCUUUAGUCACAAGUAAAGCUUUACAGGUAAACUGCAUGCAUUUAGGUAUUAAAGGUUCUUCAGGGUACCACCUUCAGGGUGCGACACCCUUAUUCCUGCACACUGGAUGCAGCAGGUUCCUCUUGCGGGUUAAUGCGAUGUUUAUAACGUUUAUUUAUUCAUCCACUAAAAUGUUUGAUCCUGGGCAGGGUUCAGGAACGUAUCUGUUUAUUUUUCAGAAACUCGAAUGAAGUUAAAUUCAUUACAAACCAUAUCAGUGCUUAGAUUUACAUUGUAUGGCAUUUGGCAAAUGCACUUAUACAGAGCGAAGCACAAAUUUUUAUUGGCGAGCCAGUCAGGAGCUCAGCAGGUCAGCGAAGGUCAAAAACCUGAACAGGGACCAACCACCUUUUAGGCUGCAGGCAGAAAUAUUGUCCUGCACUUAUAAUCUGAUCAAUGAGCACAAUUAUUAAGUCACUAAAAGAUCAGGGGGAAAAAAACCCCACAAUUUCGCAGACAAAAUAAAGUGCAACGUGGGUGUUUAAGCAGGUCGUGUCCUGAAACUGAAGAUCAUGAGAAUAAAAAUCCAAAACCUAUAUGUGGACUAAUGAAAGAUGUGUGAAAUUUAAGAGUCUAAAAAAAAAAGAAAAGAAAAAAGAACGUGUGAGGUUUGUGUACGAGAAGCACAUCUACAACAUCUCCGUCUGCGCUUUAGUCACUGCCAAGUCGGUGAAGCGAAACUUCUCAGCAUCCACAAAUUCACGGAAACGUUGUUGUACAGCGCGUGUCUUAUUGUUGUUCUCCAUCCUUCUCCACACUAUGAUGUCGAUAGCGCUGUUGUACGCUGUCCAACUGCUGAAUUAAUCGAUCUCAGUGACAUCAUGAUCUAUUUGUAUGUUACAAAAAUAUAUAUAUAAAAGUAAUCAAGGUUUUUGUGAGUUUUGCCCGUUCAGGUUGUUUUGUUUUGUUUGUUUGUUUCAUUUGAACGUCUUUUGUUACAGGGUCUUUUUGUAUUUUUCCGAAGAAGAAAAAAAAGCACUCACUUUGUCGCAGUCGAUCGUGUGUGCAAAAAGAAAUCAAAGCAAUAAGUGACUGAUGUGUUUCUUGGCUCCGCCCGCUUUUCCCAUUUAUUACCCUGUACCUACACUCGAACACGUUUGAUUAUUGGGAUAAUGAAAGCACACUAAAACUGAAAUUUGCGUAGUGAUGAAAACAUAUUGAGAAAAAAAUCGCUGUAUAAAAUCUCGCCUGUACAAGGCAAGUGUCUCUUCUCGUUCUCCAGAUAUACCACAGAACUUUUCUGAUGCUUUUGUCGAAUUCAGAUGUAUCGCCAUGAUUCAAAUGUGAUGGAGUUUAUCACCUUAUCAUUGUACUGUGCUGUAGAGGUUGUAGUUGUUUGUAUGUAAAAGUAUAAAUAUGUGCAACUAUAAUAAAAAAAAUCGUGGUAAAAAAAAAAAAAAAAGACAAAAAAAAAGGUUUAACCUGAGAAAUCGAGUGCUGGUGUACGUCGUUCAUUUCGUGCUUGCGUUGGAUUUUUUUGUACAUGGAAAUGACGUGAUCAUUUAAUAUGGAGACUGUUUUAAUGUGACGCCAAAAUGGUUGUGUAUUUCCGUGUGUGUGUUUGUGUGUGUGUGUGUGUGUGUGUGUGUGUGUGUGUGUGUGUGCGUGGACUUUUUCAGCCAUGCUGGGAAUUUUACUGCAACCACGCAGCCCAAUCACGGCCUGUCGAUGAAAUAAAAACCUACGUAUGAAAAAUAAACCUGUCAUGGAGAUAAAAUGA
Molecule: messenger RNA, 6624 nt
Organism: Silurus meridionalis
Lineage: Eukaryota; Metazoa; Chordata; Actinopteri; Siluriformes; Siluridae
Gene: sv2a
Product: synaptic vesicle glycoprotein 2A
Exons: 13
Coding region: 264-2471 (735 amino acids)
Biological process (GO): transmembrane transport; chemical synaptic transmission
Cellular component (GO): membrane
Molecular function (GO): transmembrane transporter activity
Source: RefSeq, a predicted model, not a curated record